Zophobas morio is the source of this 1605-nucleotide messenger RNA. RefSeq names its product kinesin-like protein KIF2A. Lineage: Eukaryota; Metazoa; Arthropoda; Insecta; Coleoptera; Tenebrionidae. Gene Ontology annotation, molecular function: ATP binding; microtubule binding; microtubule motor activity. The record is from RefSeq and is a predicted model, not a curated record. The coding region runs from base 1 to 1557 and encodes 518 amino acids. Gene Ontology annotation, biological process: microtubule-based movement. The transcript is spliced from 7 exons.
AUGACAAUUUUCAGCCCUAAAAGUAACGUCAGUGGGAACAGCAACUGCAACGGGAACUUCAACCUCAACAGCAAAGAGGUCCAGGGAGUAGCCCCCAGGAACGCCCAUCAAGAGUUACUACAUAUGAUUUCGGAAUAUCGGAGUGGUUUAAACAUUCAACCACUAAGUGACAAAGAUGGAAUCCAAAACAAUGUAAUAACGAUUUGUGUCAGGAAAAGACCAUUAAACAGAAAAGAAGCAGUGGAUGUAAUAACUAUCCCAAGCGAAAACCAAGUUAUUGUGCACGAACCUAAAACCAAAGUCGAUCUGACGAAAUAUUUAGAAAAUCAUUUAUUCAAGUUUGAUUAUGCUUUCGACGAGACGUGCUCCAACGAAAUGGUAUACAAAUAUUCAGCGCAACCCCUAGUUAACACGAUCUUCGAAGGCGGCUUGGCCACUUGUUUCGCAUAUGGGCAAACGGGUUCUGGUAAAACCCACACCAUGGGGGGUACCUUCACUGGCAAGAACCAAGAUUUUCGUAAAGGAAUUUACGCCAUGACUGCAGUGGACGUGUUCAAACUGGCCACGUCUUCAAAAUAUCGUCAUCUAGAUUUCGUGAUUUCGUCAAGUUUCUUUGAGAUCUAUUCCGGGGAAGUAUUCGACCUUCUGAAUAAUAAACAGAGAUUAAGAAUACUUGAAGACGGACAUCAGGAAGUUCAGGUCGUUGGAUUGGCAGAAAAAAUCGUCUGUUCGACUGACGAUGUAUUGAAGCUCAUCCAAAAGGGUCACCAACAGCGAUCCUCUGGAAGAACUUCCGUUAAUUCACAUUCGUCGAGGUCUCACGCAGUCUUUCAGAUUUAUCUGCGAACGAACAAAAAUAUGGAGAAGGUGUAUGGGAAGUUCUCUCUAAUUGAUUUAGCAGGGAAUGAGAGAGGCGCGGAUACGUCGUCGGAAGACAAGCAAACUAGAAUUGAAAGUGCUGAAAUAAACAAGUCUCUUCUCGCCUUGAAAGAGUGUAUAAGAGCGUUAGGUAGAAAGGGGGCUCAUCUACCAUUCAGAGUCAGUAAACUGACUCAAGUCCUGCGAGAUUCGUUUAUCGGUCCCAAUUCACGUACAUGUAUGAUUGUCAUGGUAUCGCCUGGAGUCGGCUCGUGUGAAAACACCUUAAACACUUUAAGAUAUGGUAACAGAGUCAAAGAACUUAAAGGUGGCAGUUUGCAAACUAACACUACAUCAGAUGAAGGAAAAGAUGAUCGUAGUAAAUUUUUAAAUGAAAAUGGUAUGACCUCAGAAAUGUCGAAACUACAACAACCCAUCUCUCAACAGGAACUUGCUAAAGAAGACCUGUUACGCAAUCAUAAAAAAACUAUCGAACUGUUAUUGGAAUCCUACGAAAACGGAGCAGAACUGUUGAGAAUGACUGAUGAAGUGGAUUAUGACCAAGAAGCAUAUUGCGAAAAUUGGGAGGAACUGCUCGACAACAUGGCGACUUUUUUGGCAAUGUCGAAGCAGCUGGCAACUGACUACAGACAAAAAUAUUUUAAUCGAAGAAGAACUCAGUCGUAUAGAAAGAAGUAACGUUACAAGCCACAUGCAACCUAUACGAGAAAUAAAACAGUUCUGUGU